ACGGUCGCCGUCGCCGAUCCCUUCCGAGCCCGCAAUCUCGACGAACGAAUGACAAUUCCAAGGGUUGCAAAUCUGCUACAUGCGCACCCAAACUCGUGGCACGUCGCUGAUUCAGUACCCUGGUAAUGGUAAGGGUCAAGUUGCGAUCGCGGAAACAAACUCUCGCCAAACAUGCACGCCUGAACGUCGCGUUCGGAUUCGCGCAACGGCUGUUCGUCUGUCGGCGUACUGGUGGAGACUUGCCUGUGCCCUUGAGUCGUCAAGUCGCCAAACCAUGUACCACCGAAUGUCAUCCAAGACCCUCAACCCCCUUCUGUUCCUCGGAGCACCGCGCGGGGUCUUCCGCUUGGUCGACGAUUUUUGAAAUCCUUGUCUGCCCUCUAUUACGAUUGGCUGCUUCGUACGUCAGCCGCAGCUACACUCUCGACCAUCCUGAACCAUGCCGCGCGCACUAUCCCGCCCUGUGGGACCAACGGUGGUUCCAACAAUCAGAUGUGGCUCAUGCUGUGCCAAUUACAAUGUUUGACCCAGACAAUUUGCAAAUGGAGCAUCGUGUUACAGCUACCACGCUCUCGUGCCACGUCUUCCAUAUGCCUCUGUCCGAACAUGUUCGGGCCUUGACCUAAACUCAUGUCGAGACUGCACUUCUUCCCGACGCCAGAUUACACUCUAUGUAACAACGGCAUGCUUCCGCACUACAUUACCCGCACCUUGCGAGUCGCGGAAUAUUGGCUUUCGUCGGCGAAAACUCCCCAGCAAGGUCUGCCCUCUCUCUUGGCCUACACAAAGAGAGGAUAUGCGCGGGUGGAAGGGGAUGGGCGAUCCACGGAUUGGCA
Alternaria alternata is the source of this 836-nucleotide messenger RNA. RefSeq lists its product as hypothetical. The coding region runs from base 126 to 626 and encodes 166 amino acids. The transcript has a single exon. The record is from RefSeq and is a predicted model, not a curated record. Lineage: Eukaryota; Fungi; Ascomycota; Dothideomycetes; Pleosporales; Pleosporaceae.